Messenger RNA from Drosophila takahashii, 4792 nucleotides. RefSeq names its product Secretory 24CD (gene Sec24CD). NCBI's taxonomy places the organism in Eukaryota, Metazoa, Arthropoda, Insecta, Diptera, Drosophilidae. Gene Ontology annotation, biological process: COPII-coated vesicle cargo loading; endoplasmic reticulum to Golgi vesicle-mediated transport; intracellular protein transport. Gene Ontology annotation, molecular function: SNARE binding; zinc ion binding. The record is from RefSeq and is a predicted model, not a curated record. Gene Ontology annotation, cellular component: endoplasmic reticulum exit site; COPII vesicle coat.
GUCAGGUCACGCACACUCCCAUACGUGGCAGGCAAAGAGAGCAAAAAAAAUCGAAUUAGGGAACUGACGUGGAAGUUCGUUUAGCUCGAAAUUAUUUUUGUUUUUCAACCAGCGUCUCGUGCGCCGCGGCCGUCAAGAGUUGUGGCCAACACCGAGUGGCCAAAGUCGAGGAGUCAGUGGUCAGGAAUCCGGCCGAGCAGCCCCCGAAAUUGCCAAAUCGCCGUGGCGAACUUUGAGCCAUCCCGUGUGUGUUUUCUCUUCGAUUCGCGUGAAAGUUGUUUGUUGGCUUAGAGCUUCAGAGCCUCUGAUCGUUAUAAACAGGAGCAAAUAACGGAACGGUGACCAAUCCGGCCAAGAAAUGAAUCCGAACAUGUACGGGCCGCCGCCCACGCAAUUCCAGCAACAACAGCCCCAGUUUGGGGCUCCUCCGCCGACGAUUUCCGGAGGUUGGCCACCGCAACAACAACCGCAGCAGCAGCAGCCGCUGCCGCCGCAGCAACAACAACAACAACUGCCUCCGCCGCAGCAGCAGCAGCAACAACAACAACCACAGUAUGGAGCACCACCACCAACGUCAGCGGCACCACAGUCUUACCUCAAUGGCAACUACCAGCAGCAGCUGGCCACGUCGAUGGGUGGUUUAAGUGUGGGCGGAGGCGGUGGUGGAGCCAAUCCCCUGAAGCCACCACUCCCCCAAGGAGCUCCCGCUGCUGUCGCACCACCGCCAACCGGUUUCAAUCAGUUCAACUCGAAUGCGGCACCACCCCCGACGACCAACAACAAUAAUGCCGCAUUCGGUGCUCCACCACCGACGCAGCAGCAAACCGGUGGCUAUGUCAACGGCGUCCUUCCGCCCAGCAGCACGCCGCAGAGCGUGCCCAGUGGGAUCAAUCAGAUGAGCUUGAACAGCGCCAGCUUGGCGGGAUUGCCGCAUAUGCCGCCACCGAAAGCGGCCACGCCUGGAGCAGCAGCUCCUGGUCAGCCGCCAGUGCCGGGAGCUGGCUCCUCCCAGCCACCUUCUCACGGGCAACCGCCACUGCCGGGACAGCCACCACUUCCCGGCCAGAUUCCCACAUCCCAGCCUGCUCCCGGCCCCUUUGGAGUGCCCAGUUCGCGACCGGGACAGCCUCAGCUGCCUCCUGGCGCCGCUCCGCCGACCUACACGCAACCGGGAUUGCCGUCGCAGCAGGGAAUCCCGCCCUUGCAGCAGCCAGGAUUGCCGACGCAGCAGCAGCAGGGAAUCCCGCCAUUGCAGCAACCGGGAUUACCACUGCAGCAGCCGGGAUUUCCCCCACAGCAGCCUGGUUUGCCACCCCAAACGCAACCGGGUUUGCCACCGCAGCCAGGAGCACCUUAUGGAGCUCCCCAACCCGGCGGUUAUCCCGGUGGCUAUCCAGGACAAGCUCCCGGCGGCUUCCCUGGAGCACCACCACCACUUCCAGGGCAGCAGGCAGCAGCUCCGCCGCAAUUCGGAGCACCGCAACCGGGUUAUCCGGGUCAACAGCCGGGCUAUCCGCCGCAACCUGGUCAGCAGCCCAUGCCAGGAUAUCCACCGCAGCCGGGACAACAGGCCGGAGCACCAGGCUAUCCACCGCAGCCAGGUGGCGGCUAUCCCGGUCAGCCAGGACGUCCUGGAUUUAAUCAACCUCCCAUGCCGGGAGCAGGGAACAUGUACCAGCAGGCACCGCAGCCACGUCGCCUGGAUCCCGACCAAAUGCCGAAUCCCAUCCAGGUGAUGAUCGAAAAUCAACGUCUGGCCGGCGGACCCUUUGUGACCAAUCAGCCGGGUCUGCUGCCUCCAUUAGUGACCACCAAAUUCGUGGUCCACGACCAGGGCAACUCGUCACCGCGCUUCCUGCGCUCCUCGCUCUACUGCAUCCCCAAUACCGGUGAUCUCCUGAAGACCACAGCUCUUCCGCUGACGAUCAAUAUCUCGCCGUUGGCCAAAACUGCAGAGGGUGAGCUGGAGCCACCGAUCGUCAACUUUGGCGACAUGGGACCAAUUCGUUGCAACAGAUGUAAGGCGUACAUGUCGCCCAAUAUGCAGUUCGUGGAUGCCGGCCGACGGUUCCAGUGCCUGAUGUGCAAAGUUACCUCGGAGGUUCAUCCGGACUACUAUCAGCAUCUGGACCACACUGGUCAGCGUGUGGACAAGCAUGAAAGACCUGAGUUGCUGCUGGGCACCUACGAGUUUCUGGCCACCAAGGAUUAUUGCCGGAACAACACUCCCCCUGAGGUUCCUGCCUUUAUCUUCAUCAUCGAUGUCUCGUACAACACGGUGAAGUCGGGUCUGGUUCACCUGCUGUGCGGCCAGAUCAAGAACAUACUCAAGCAUUUGCCAGUGGACCAGGGUCAGGACAAGUCCAAGGUCCGAGUGGGCUUCAUCACGUACAACAGCACCGUGCAUUUCUACAACAUUAAGAGCAGUCUGGCCCAGCCGCAGAUGAUGGUGGUGGGCGAUGUCCAGGAGAUGUUCAUGCCCCUGCUCGAUGGUUUCUUGUGUCACCCCGAGGAAUCGGCGGCCGUGAUCGAUGCAUUGAUGGAGGAGAUUCCUCGCAUGUUUGCCGAUACCAAGGAAACGGAGACGAUUCUGUAUCCAGCCAUUCAAGCUGGCUUGGAGGCACUCAAGGCUUCCAAUGCAGCCGGAAAGCUGCUGGUGUUCAACUCAACGCUGCCCAUUGCCGAGGCACCGGGCAAGCUGAAGAAUCGCGAUGACCGCAAGCUGCUGGGCACGGAUAAGGAGAAAACCGUGCUGACGCCGCAAACUACGGUCUACAAUCAACUGGGUCAGGAGUGCGUCCAGCAAGGCUGUUCCGUGGAUCUGUUUGUGUUUAACAAUGCCUACAUCGAUCUGGCCACAAUUGGACAGGUUUCCCGGUUGUCGGGUGGCGAGGUGUUCAAGUACACCUACUUCCAGGCGGACAUCGAUGGCAAGCGACUGAUCGAGGAUAUCAUUAAGAACGUUUCUCGGCCGAUUGCUUUCGAUGCGGUGAUGAGGGUGCGCACAUCGGCGGGAAUCCGACCCACGGAGUUCUAUGGCCACUUCUUUAUGUCCAAUACAACCGAUGUGGAGCUGGCCAGUAUUGACGCCACCAAGUCGGUGAGCAUUGAGAUCAAGCACGACGACAAGCUGCCGCCGGAGGAGAACGUAUACCUUCAGGUUGCCCUGCUGUACACCUCGUGCAGCGGUCAGCGACGUCUGCGUGUCCUUAAUCUGGCACUGCGAGUGACCACAACGAUUGCGGACGUCUUCAAGAGCUGUGACCUGGACGCGAUGAUGCUGUUCUUCGCUAAGCAAGCCUGCUUCAAGCUGAUGGAGCACUCACCCAAGCAGGUGAAGGAUAAUCUGAUCCAUCGAUCGGCGCAAAUCCUGGCCUGCUACCGCAAGCACUGCACCUCGCCCACUUCCGCCGGCCAGCUAAUCCUUCCCGAGUGCCUCAAGCUGCUGCCGCUGUACGCCUCGUGCUUGCUCAAAAACGACGCAAUUUCCGGUGGCUCCGACAUGACGCUAGACGAUCGAUCCUAUGUUAUUCAGUUUAUUUUGUCCAUGGACCUGAAUCAAUCGGUCAACUACCUGUAUCCUCGUUUCAUUCCCAUCCACAACGUGGUGCCCGAGGAGACGGAUCUGCCGACUCCCGUUCGCUGCACGCACGAAAAGACGCAAGAGGAUGGCGCCUACAUCCUGGAGAACGGCGUGCAUCUGUUCGUCUGGCUGGGCCAGUCGCUGUCGCCCAACUUUGUGCAGUCCGUCUUUGGCGUCCAGGGACUGCAGCAGCUGGCCCUGGAGCGGUUCCACAUUGUGCCCGAGACGCCGCUGGCCAAGCGCAUACACGGUAUUCUGGAGCAGAUCAUGAAGGAGCGAUCGCGUUACAUGAGGAUCACCUGGUUGCGGCAGAACGACAAACUGGAGAGCGUGUUCCGGCACUUCCUCGUCGAGGAUCGCGGCACAGACGGCUCCGCCAGCUACGUGGAUUUCCUGUGUCACAUGCACAAGGAGAUCAAGGAUCUGCUGAGUUAGCACGCCGGCUACUCCGGCACGUACAAGCCCGAGCAGCGAUGGGCGGACAGCUAUUCCCAAAACCGAGCUCGGAUGCGUCGCCUGUCGUCCAUGCGCAGUCGCCUCGGCAAAUAGGAGGAGCAGAGGGUUUAGGAUCGAGAGCAAGAGCAAGAACUGGAGCUGACAGCUGGUGGAAACUUCAAUUAUAUUUAAAUAAAAAUACAUAUACAUAUAUAUUGAUUAAUGGCUAUCAUUUUGAGCAUUCUUCCAUUAAUUUUUACAUUAAAGUUUCCACAUUUUGAAUUGUUUUACUUUAAAUAUAUAUAUAUUUAUAUGUAUUUUUUGAAAGCUGCGCUAAAAACAGAACAUUUGUUAAACGAGGCAACUGCUAAUCUGCAAAAUUACUUAGAAAAAUUAUUCUCUUAUGAAAAUUCCAUGCAUAUGUUUAAUUGUAAUUACAAAUUACUUACAAAUUUCCCACAGUUGAAAACUACUAGUUGAUUAUAAUGGAUAGUAUAAGAGCACUACCUUGUUUACAUCCUUUUUUGGCCUAACCGAUGUUAAUUUUAAUGUAUUUUUGCAAUAACUUGUGCGCUGCGCCCUGCUUUUUAUCAUACUUUAUGUCAUUGAAAGAUUAUUAUAUUAUAACCUACAUGUUUCGUGUGAGAAUUAUUCGACUUAUAUGGUAUAUUGCCCCCUCCUGAUUAUCGAAAGGAAAACAAAAACUGUGCAAAACGAAAAAACACAUUUAUUGAGUACGAAAAACGGAAUAAAAACUCUUUAUUACAAAGCGAA